ACAACUUGCCUCGACAAGUGAUAUAAUCGACAAUCGAGUUUUGCAGUUUUUGCACAGCUCUAGUCUAAAAGGUACUUUUUGGGAGGACUGUCGAGAAAAAUAGAAUUUAUUUGUAAAAUACGCUAUAAAUAUGCUAUCCCGCGUAGCUUUGCGUACAGUAGCGGCUCGGCAGUCCGCCUCCACUGCUCUGGUUGCCCGCGGCUCGUCCAGCGGUGCCCGCGAUGAACAGAACUUCCCGCGCCCCGUGCGUGGGGAGCCUGGCAAGGUUCGCCUUGGAUUCAUCCCCGAGGAAUGGUUCCAGCUGUUCCACUCCAAGACCGGUGUGACUGGCCCGUACACCUUCGGAGUGGGUCUGGCAACAUACCUGUGCAGCAAGGAGAUCUACGUCAUGGAGCACGAGUUCUACUCGGGGCUUUCCAUCUUCAUCAUGGUCUACGUGGCCGCCAAGAAGUUCGGACCCCCCCUCGCCAAGUAUUUGGACAAGGAAGUUGAUGCCGUAGAAAGCGAGUGGAACGAGGGCCGCCAGCAGACCAUCACAACUCUAGAAGAAUCCAUCGCAGCGGAGAAGAAGUCCCAGUGGCAGGCGGCGGGGCAGGAGCUGCUGGUGCAGGCCAAGAAGGAAAACGUGCUGCUGCAGCUCGAGGCCGCCUACCGGGAGCGACUCAUGACUGCUUACAACGAGGUGAAACGCCGUCUGGACUACCAGCUCCAGAAGGCGACGCUGGAGCGCAACCUCUCCCAGAAGCACAUGGUCGACUGGAUCGUGAGCAACGUCAACAAGUCCAUCACCCCAGACCAGGAGAAGGCUACACUGGACCGCUGCAUUGCUGACUUGUCCGCUAUGGCUGCCCGGCAGAAGUGAAGCGCUGAAUACUUGUAUAUUUAACGUUGUGAAGCAAUCAGAUUUGGGUUUUGUGCUGUUGGAACUGGUUUAAAGGAAGGAUAGCAAUGUUUGUGGUUCCAUAAAAGUAAGAGUGAUGUUUGGGUUUUUACAGCGCUAAGUUCGAAUUUGGUUGUUUCAGAAUAGCUACCAUUGUAAAGUGAAUUAAAUCGAUUGUAUAGAGGUU
This is a messenger RNA of Plutella xylostella (diamondback moth), 1067 nucleotides long. RefSeq names its product ATP synthase subunit b, mitochondrial (gene ATPsynB). The record is from RefSeq and is a predicted model, not a curated record. Lineage: Eukaryota; Metazoa; Arthropoda; Insecta; Lepidoptera; Plutellidae. Gene Ontology annotation, biological process: proton motive force-driven ATP synthesis. Gene Ontology annotation, molecular function: proton-transporting ATP synthase activity, rotational mechanism.